CCAAACAUUUCCGGGGAGUUGGUGCUUUUUCUCUUCUGUCCUUCCUUCUCCUUCCAUUCAAUCCCCCUCCUCUCUUUAUUUCCCGCUCCUCGGAGUCCCGAGGAACUGGGUACCGCCACCCUUCCCGCCCCAAGGACAGUUGAGACGACGUUCCUAUAGUCAGGACGACUCUCAGCCCAGCUCCCGUGGAACCGCCCGGGAUUCAAUCGACAUUGGCCAGCUUCCGAUGGUCUGGUAGUGCCUACUAAGACUUGACAAAGCUCCCUCGAUUGACUUGGCUCAAGUCUCUUUGAGCGAUUUGCGGGCCGAUUGUUGACGUGUGAAUCACACCGCCCGGGGCUCUCUCACACUCGCCGCAUGGCGGAGAAUAAGCGCCAGAGUUCCGGUGCGAAAGGAUCUCAGACUUCCGCCGGUGCCUCGACUGCGGGCGGAAUGGCGGCGAAUAUGGUUCCCUUGGAGGCUGCUUUGAGCGGCGCGAUUGGUGCUCGUGUUCGCAUCACGACCGCCGCACCAAGUGCUUCUACCUUUGAGGGUACGCUUUUCACCGCGUGUCCCUUCACGAACCUUGUCGCAAUCAACACAUCUCCCUCGGCGCCAACCGCAGAUGCGAAACAGGCCCAGAGCGGCGACUACCACGUUAUUCCCGUCUCUCGUAUUCAAGCAUUCCAACUUCUUGCUCUUCCUUCAUCAAACUCCUCCGAUGCGCCUUCUUUCACCGAUGCCCAGCCCUCGAUCCAGGCACUUGAUACCCGUGCGCUGAAGGCCCGCGAGGCCAAGGCUCUUGGUGAAGCAAUGGACCGGGAAGCUCGUCGUGGAAAGGGUGUCACUCGCGAGGCUCAGGAUCUCUUUGAUGCUUUCAGUCGGACUAUGCCCGCUCAUUGGAAUGGUCCUCAUAUCGUGGUUGCGGAUGCGGUCAGCAUUAGCCCUCCCUACCGGGUCGACGAUUGCCGUCCGUUGGUAGCCGGCAAUGAGGCUGCGCUGGCUCGAGUGCGCAAGGUGCUCGAGAUGGAGCGCAAGAAGAUCGAGCUCCGCAAUGCGAGCGCAACAAUUGGAUCGACUAGCACUUUCACCCGCCAUGCCAGUGACCAGCGCAAGGGUGGAUAAACGCCACCCUUGGCCUUGAUGCCCUAAGCUAUAAGAUCGCGGAGUCUGACAUAUGGUGCGAUGUGUUUUGAUCUGGUUUAUCGAAUUGGCCUGGCAUGGUCGCCAGGUAUUUGAUGAAGACUUUAUGGAAAUACCCAGGUGAUGUGUGUGAGAGAGAGAUCUGAAGACCACGGGGUCACCAAUAUGUCGAAUGGAUGUCCCCCUCGGGGCUGCUUGUCUCGUAUUUCGAGGAAUUAGCCAAGAAAAAUCUCCGAAUUGAUCUCAAUAUGUAUGGUCACGGUGACUUUUGCAUGACUGUUUGCAUGGCUGGUAGGCGAGACUGUUUCUUGCCAAGUGCAUGGGCAGCGAUGCCUGCAACUUAUCAGGCAGGGGUUUGGUAUAGUCUGGACUGGACUGGACUGCGUGGUGCCUCGACUAGUAGGUCUAGGAAGGACUUGCUCUUCAUUUGGUGGCAUAGGAAGUAAGCUAGCUGCUUAAAAAUAUACACAUCCCCUGAUC
This is a messenger RNA of Penicillium subrubescens, 1602 nucleotides long. Its product is annotated as anticodon-binding domain-containing protein. Bases 358 to 1104 code for a protein of 248 amino acids. The record is from RefSeq and is a predicted model, not a curated record. Lineage: Eukaryota; Fungi; Ascomycota; Eurotiomycetes; Eurotiales; Aspergillaceae. The transcript has 3 exons.